Molecule: messenger RNA, 199 nt
Organism: Verticillium nonalfalfae
Lineage: Eukaryota; Fungi; Ascomycota; Sordariomycetes; Glomerellales; Plectosphaerellaceae
Exons: 2
Source: RefSeq, a predicted model, not a curated record
AUGUCCGGCGAGGGCGAGGGCGAGGGCGAGGGCGACAGCGAUGGGGACAACGGCGCCGCCAGCAAGCCCUUGGCUGGCCCCCAAGGCAGCAGCAGGGGCCACUUCCUGCACACGGUACAAGCGGCACAAAACUCGGCCGCCACCGUGACCACGGGCUACAACGCCUUGCGCGGUUCACGAUGGCCGACCAUUGCUCUUG